UUGUAUAAGCUGAUUCACAUCAAAACCCGUGAGAACGUUACUGUUCCAAGUUAGGAUACAGUGAUAUUAGGACAAAUGUUAUCACCACAAAGACCAUAUAUAUAGGCUGAUGCUGAUGCUGAUGCUAUAUAGUACUUACCCUCACAUUAACAAAUACUGAAAUCUUGCACAUUUGUUGAUGAGAUAUUUACCUUGACCUCUUUUGAUUUCAAGGUUAGCUUUCUUAUGGAGAAUAUCUCAUUCAUCAGAGGGUUUCCUGAUCAGGAAAUGAUGGAGGAUCCUUUACUUCUUCAUCAUCAGUGGCAUUUGAGCUCUAUCAAUGAGUCUAACUCACUGCCAAUAGGUUCUGCUUUUGGUGACACUUCACAACACCAUUCAUACGUUUAUCCAAACUUCAACCCUAGAACUUCAAUGGAAACUGCUCAGACACUAGAGACUCAAUUUGUUUCGUACCCGAAUCUUCUUUCGUUUGUCGAUUUGAAUCAGUUAAAUCAGUUGGGACUAGUGAAGCCUAAGGAUGAGAUGAUUGGUUCUCAAAACAACAAUGCAACUUCUUCUGACAUGAUUUCUCAAGGAACCUUUGAGACCAAAAAGGUAGCAACACGUCCUAAACUCUCUCUUCCUCAAGACCAUAUAAUAGCUGAAAGAAAGCGGCGUGAGAAGCUCAGCCAGCGCUUCAUUGCUCUAUCUGCCCUUGUUCCUGGACUACAAAAGAUGGACAAAGUUACUGUUCUUGGAGAUGCUAUCAAGUACUUGAAGAAAUUGCAAGAGAAGGUGAAGGUUCUUGAGGAGGAACAGAACAUGAAGAAAAACGUGGAAUUUGUGGUGGUUGUGAAGAAAUAUCAACUAUCCAAUGAUGUUGAAAACUCUUCGGCAGAAUCUGGUGAUCCCUUUGACGAAGAACUACCAGAAAUUGAAGCAAGAUUUUGUGAUAGAAAUGUCCUCAUAAGAGUUCAUUGUGAGAAAAUCAAAGGAGUUGUGGAAAAAACAAUCCACAAAAUUGAGAAACUCAAUCUAAAAGUCACCAAUAGCAGUUUCAUGACAUUUGGAAGUUGUGCACUUGAUAUAACAAUUAUUGCACAGAUGGAUGUGGAAUUUUGCAUGACAGUGAAGGAUCUUGUGAGAAACCUACGCUCAGUUUUUACGUCUUUCAUCUAAGGACGUUCCUUUAGUUCAUACUAAACAGAUCCCAAAAGCGUAAGAAGAAUAUAUAGAAGAUACUGUCGACUAUAUAUACAGGUGUUUAAAGUUUCAGUUCUUUCAGUGAUAUUUAUUUUUUCAAGGCCUGCAAUGCCAAAUAUCCCGUCUACUCCAAGCAUGCUCUAUGGUUCAUUUGCAGAAAGGGUUUUUUUUCUGGUUAACUUGUUGACCAUGUUAGGGCUACUCUCUCUCCCCCUAAAAAUCUUAUACAAGGGGCAUUGGAUUUUUGGGUGCCUUUGACAAACAGGCCUUUGUAUUGUUAGUCUCUUUCUGUUUAAACAUAAUAUGUUGAUUAAUAAAAGUUGUAUGGAGUUUGAACACUUUGCCAAAGGCUGUAAGUUCAAAACUCCUGCAAAGUAUGUACCAAAAUAUAUACAGUUAAAAUGUUUGGUUGGCUUUACUUA
Messenger RNA from Medicago truncatula (barrel medic), 1604 nucleotides. Its product is annotated as transcription factor bHLH25. Lineage: Eukaryota; Viridiplantae; Streptophyta; Magnoliopsida; Fabales; Fabaceae. The transcript is spliced from 5 exons. Bases 226 to 1158 code for a protein of 310 amino acids. The record is from RefSeq and is a predicted model, not a curated record. Gene Ontology annotation, molecular function: protein dimerization activity.